AGCCGCGCUGUUCCACUGCAGCGUUACUCAGCAUGUCUGAUAAUAAAGAUGCAAAACUGUAUAUUCUGCUUGAUCAAGCUUCACUUGAGUCAGUCAAAGCAGCAAGUGGAAAAGAAUUUCAACUACUCAAUCCUGAUAGACACAAAGAUAAAAUUUUAAAGUCGGGUCUAGAUGCUUCAUCAAUUCGACCCGAUAUCACCCACCAGUGCUUACUUAUGCUACUUGACAGCCCUCUGAACCGAGUUGGCAGAUUACAGGUUUUCAUUAGGACAAGGAAAAAUGUAAUCAUUGAGGUCAAUCCCAAAACGCGCAUACCACGCACAUUUGACCGAUUUUGUGGACUUAUGGUACAACUCUUGCACAAACUAUCAAUACAUGCUGAAGGUGGUAAUCGUGAGAAGCUGCUAAAGGUUGUAAAAAAUCCUAUAUCACGACACUUCCCAAUUGGUGCUCCAGUUAUCGCCACAUCAUUUUCAGCUAAAGAACAGAUCAAACCGCUGCAACUUGCGGAGAACACACAAAAAUCUGGUCCUCAGUCAGUUGUCAUAGUUAUUGGAGCGUUAGCGCAUGGAUCAAUCAUCGAAAAUUGUAAAGAAUUCUUACAACGCACAGUCAGUAUCAGUAACUUUCCUUUAUCAGCUGCUCAAACAUGCUCCCGAAUAUGCACUGCCUUCGAAGAACUAUGGGACGUUGAAAAUAUAAUACGUGAAAAUAAUGUACAGAUUGAAAACUAACCUAUUCAAAUGCACAUAAGAAAACACUUAAAAUAUGGAUGUAUACUGAUAUUAAUCAUCACGCACUAUGACAGCAUGUGAGAAUGAAAGUUAUUCACCUAACUAUUAUGUACUAAGAACCUACAUCAGAAUCCUUUUUAUGUUGUACAUUAAAAUACAUACAAAUAAAAACACCUCAUCAACUAAAA
Molecule: messenger RNA, 922 nt
Organism: Heterobilharzia americana
Lineage: Eukaryota; Metazoa; Platyhelminthes; Trematoda; Strigeidida; Schistosomatidae
Source: the annotation of a GenBank genome assembly